Molecule: messenger RNA, 690 nt
Organism: Anoplopoma fimbria (sablefish)
Lineage: Eukaryota; Metazoa; Chordata; Actinopteri; Perciformes; Anoplopomatidae
Product: interferon alpha-inducible protein 27-like protein 2A
Exons: 4
Coding region: 90-404 (104 amino acids)
Biological process (GO): apoptotic signaling pathway
Cellular component (GO): membrane; mitochondrion
Source: RefSeq, a predicted model, not a curated record
CGGUCUACAACUGCACCCUCCGAAGAACGCAGCUGCUGGAUUUGUUGAGUUUCGUUACUCAGAAAAGGCUCUUCAGACGAAAGAAAGACAUGGACCCGAAGACAGCAGUCGCCGUUGGAAUAGGAGCAGGAGCAGGAGCAUUGGUGGGUGUUAUCGGGGCUCCUUUUGUUCUGGGAGCCAUAGGCUUCACCUCAGCUGGCAUAGCAGCAGGUUCCUAUGCUGCUGGCAUGAUGUCGGCUGCUGCAGUUGCUAAUGGAGGAGCAGUGGCAGCAGGAAGCACCGUGGCUGUUUUGCAGGCAGCAGGUGCAGCUGGUCUGUCAGGAGCUGCCACUGCAGCUGUGUCGGGUGUUGGUGCAGCAGUGGGAUGGCUGGUCAACUUAAUCCGCAGAAACGAAACAAGUUAAAUGAACUAUAUUUAUUAUUUUGCCAACUAAAGGCACUAAACAGCACUUUUGUGUUUUCUGACAACUGAAAUGUUUUUGUUCUCUGCUUCCUGCACCAUCAAUCCUAUCAAGCUCUUCACUACAUUUAUGGACAUAACAUCAACUCCUGCAUAUGCCAUUAUAUCUGGAGCUUCCUGUGUUAAAGGAGACCUUGGGUUAAGUCCCAGGGAUGUCUUAUCACACUGGCUGUUCUCAUCAUAAACCAACGUUGUCACAGCCUUGUAAAAAAAUAAACCUGUGUCUGACA